GCAGCUGCUCUGGAGUGGAAUCCCACUGAACGAAGCGACGCUGCUGUCCACACGCUGCUUUGCUGCUGGCCUCUCUCUGAAAGGGUUUGGUUCCUGGGCAUGGUCUGCACAUGCAAUGCAAUGCAGCACUGACCUUGGGUCUUUUGAGGGUGUGCAAGCUGUGUCUGUGUCCUUUAAUAUUAUAGCUGAAGGCGUAACAUUCCACCAUUAGUUGCUGCUGCAUGUUUUGCAAAAAAAAAAAAAAAAAAAGCAACAAAAUCCGUUUGUUUUUUCAGUUUGUUGAGGUGGUCGUGUAAUCUUUGCAAUCUAAAUUAAGCAUUCUGUACAUCUAAGGGGAGAUUCUACCGAAGAAGCAACAUGAUAUAUGCUUUACAGUGCAGUGCACUGAACACUGCAGGUGUGUCAAAAAAAUAAAAGUCCUUAAAACAAGGCGUCGUUUACCUGUAUUAUGUAUGCGUUCUCGGUUUUAUAAUCUGUUACAACACCGACGAGCCGUGUUACAUACUAACACUGCACACCUCGCCCUCUGCCGGCUGUCAGCCGCCACUGCAGCCCUUCAAAUCCACUGUACUCUCCGCUCUCUCACUCUCCGGCUCGCAUUAGCUAGAAGAUGGCGGACUGCACCUCACUGUUGGAUGAAGAGCUCUCUUCCUUCGUCUUCAAUUACUUGACAGAAAACACCGGGAGCCAGUUCGGAGAGAAGGAAGCCUGCACUGACCGCCUGGACGCUGAUUUCCCUGAGAUCGACUUCUUCCGCCUGGACUCCAGCGAUUUCGAUUCUGCCAACUGCCUCAGCGAGCUGCAAUGGUGCCACGACCAAUCAGCAGCCUCCUCUGCCUCGAGCCAGUUCAGCGUGGGCGACUCAGAGCUCUUUGAGACAGAAGAGGAGAAUGCUGCGCUGCUGGCUGCCCUCACAGACAGUCUGGAUGGGAUGGUAGUGGACGAGGUGGGGGGGCUGUCUGUGUUCCCCUCGCUUGGGGAGGUUGCUGAGGGGCAGGAGAAGGAGGAGGAGGAGGAGGAGGACCCCAACUUAGAAGAAAGUCACCCAUUCCCAGCCCCCCCCAGCCCAGAGACUGAAGACCUGUCUCUACUCAAGAAGCUCCUACUCUCCCCCGCCAACGUGCCUGUCAGUUAUGAAACGCACAAACAAGGCAGCAUCCAUCGUCAUAGCAACGGGAUCCACAAGUCUAAAUCCCAGCGGCCUUCAGUCAAGUGUCUGAGCGGCUUGGACAGAAAGCCCAGAGGAUUCCUCCCCCCCAGUCGCAAGUGCUCAGAGCUGCAUCGGCACCUGACCUGCGCCCCUGAGACCGAGGACAGUGAGGAGGAGAGCGGCUCCGAGGAGGACUCCUCCAGUGAGGCCGAGGCCCCCGCUCCGCCCGCCCCCCCACAGUACUCCUCGCCAGAGGAGCUGCGCUCGGUGGUGGAUCUCAUCAGGUACAUGCACACCUACUGCCUUCCCGUCCGCAAGCACCCUGGCUCGGACAGGAGGGAGCGCGAGUGCCCAGGCUCCGUGCGGAGAGCCAGGCUGGACUGCCCCUUGCCGAGUGUCAAGGCAGCCCCUCAGACAGACAGCUGCGAGCGCACGCGGGGCAUGUUUGUGCGCAAGAGAGAGUUGAAGGGGCAUUCGCUACUCAGGGAGCUCUUAGAGUCAGCCUCCUGCUACGACGUGAGCAAGCCUUACAGGAUCCGCAGCCCUCCCUACAUCGCCUCCUGCUCUCCCAAAGGGACUCUGCCCUGGCCCCCUGUGACGAAGGAACAGGACUGCAAGGUCAAACCGGAACCAGUGAAUGUUGUUCCGAGAGCCACGGAGACGGAGACGACUCCAGAUUGUACCCAGGGGCCUGCAGCGUCAGAGCCGGGAAGGAAAGUAGAAGGGGCCUCCUUUUCUGUGAGGCGCUCCAGGAGACUGGCCUCAUGCCCCGGGCGCUUCGCCAAGAAGCCCAGGGGGGGAGGAGCAUGGAGGGUGAAGGCGGAGCCAAUGCCUGGCCUGGGGGAGGGAAAAGAGGUGGGGUCUACAAAGCCCUGCCCAGCAGAAAGACCCAGCCAAAGCACCUGCUUCAAGAAGGAAUUGGAAAAGUCAGCAGUGAUCAACUCAUCGGCAGCUCAAAAUGACAAACGUGCCUGCCUGACCCUUCCUCUGGCUCCCAAGCCCCAAGGUGAUAACAAGCCCUUUGAACAGACACUGAGAGUGGAGCUGUGUGGAACAGCAGGGCUCACACCUCCCACCACACCUCCACACAAACCACUUGAGGAGGACCUCUUCAAGCCGGAGGUCAAAGGGGAGUCCCCCCCGAAAGGAUCCUGCCUGCCUGCGGGGGGAGGGGGGAGACCAGCCUCACGGAAGACGCUGGAACAGACAGAGCUGUACGCGCAACUGCGUAAAGAGGGCAAGGCGGGCGAAGAAGUGGCGAGCCAGGGGGGCAGGAGAACCGUCCAGCGCACCUUCGGGGACCACGACUACUGCCUGCAGAGCGUGCCGGGGGAGCGCCGCAAGAAGCCGUCGCCCCCUGUCUGCCAGGAGGAGGAAGAGCACGCGGUCAGCGCCAGGCUGAGGCGACACUUCGGCCCACCACGCGACGAGCGGCUCUUCUCCAAGGUGCCGGAGUACCUGCGGUGGCCAGACAGCGAGGGGGAGGGCUCCCCGCGGUCCCGAUCCGGGUCACCCCUGGCCUUAGCCCCCCGUAACUCCGGGGAGUCCCCAGAGCGCUCGUCACGCCCCCCCACUCCAGGGCGACCCGCCUCCUGCACCCCGUGCUGUCGUUCCAGAUCUCCAAGCGGGCGUCAGAGCUUCAGCUGUGAGAAUUCGGAGACGUGUCACAAGGAGAAACAAAGAAAUAAAAGCAGUGAUGAUUGUCGCGUGUUGUGCAUUCACCACCUCCCGAACAGAGUCACCCAGCCAAUGCUUCGGCGACGCUUUGAGUCAUUCGGAGAGCUGGAGGACUGCAGAAUCGUCAUGAAGAACAAUGAAAGGUGUGGCCUCAUUACCUACAAGCAGACUGGCUCCACCCCCCCAGACUGGACGAAUGAGCAGGCGCCUCGGAAGAGACGAGAGCCCGCCCCCCAGAUUACCAUUGGAGGUCUGCGGAGGUUCUGCAGGAAGCCCUACAUCGACCUGGACGAUGGUGGCCUGGGCCCAGUGAAGAGCAAGUAUGAUGCCGUGGACUUCGACACCCUGCUGAAAGAGGCGCAGAAGAGCCUGCAUCGCUGACAAGCCUUAACUCUACAGGGACAUGCCUCCGUACCUCAACCAGGGCAACUCCUUAUGUUUACCUUUUUAACAUUGGAAGAGGAAGAAGAAGAAGAAAAAUACCUUGUCUCUUUUUAAAAAAAAAAAAAAAAGUUUACAUUGAACAGAAACUGCUUCCUGUGUGUGUGUGUGUGUUCACAACAUGAACACCCCCCCCCCACCCCACAAGAAAGGGGCAGGGCUGUGUAGCAAUAGUGUUUCCCCCGUUGGUCGUUGUGAUGUGCGUGUGCGUGUGUGUCUAUUUUAGUAUCCACUGGGGGGGAAGGGGUGUGAGAUUCGCAGCUGAAUUCUCCAAUUAGUCAUCUAGCAACUGCUUUAACAUAGCCUGAAUCGUUGGAUGUAAACUGUGUGCAUUCGUACAAAACAAACAAACAAACAAAACGGAAUGGUUUACACUCAUACAAAAUCAACUUGUUUUGUAAAUGUUAGUGCUUCCUCUGUGUCAUCUAUGCACUUUGAAUGAGGUGAUGAUCUUUCUGCCCCCCCCCCCCCCCCCCCUUCCUUCAGCGUCUGCUGGUUUCUGUGGAGGAAGCAGGAUUGAGGUAUGGGAGCAAGAGUGAAUUUAAUUGGCUAAUGCUGCCUGGAACUGCAGAGAACUUCCUGUGCACACUGUACUGCUCCACUGUAAGUGCCACCAUGCUGUGAAUGUUCCACACCCUGCUAGAGAGCUCUCCUGACAGAGGAGGCCUGCUGUAUGACAGGAGGCUCCUGGGUUUCUGUUGAGAUCCCCGAAAGAAGGAAGCAUGUUUCAGUGUCUUGCCUGUGUGGCGGUGCUUUGCCUCUUGGAUGUGACAGAAAUAAACUUCUUUCUAAAGAGCCGAGCAGAUUUUUGCAUUCAGAGGCUUUGACGGAGAAUCCAGCAUCCUCGUGCAGCUGAGUAAUCAGAGGGGGGUUCUUCUACCUCAUGUGACAUUUCUUUUCUCUCUCCCUUUCAAAGGCGGGGGGGACAAUCUGAGCCAUCCUCGAAAGCACUUGUGGCUCUAUAUAUACCAUUGUUCCAUGUUUCUCUUUUUAGCCUUCUGUAAGGAGAGAUCUGUAUCUGCGUCUGGUCCCUGUCUGGUCCCUGUCUCGUCUCUGUGGUGUAAUUGUCGUGGGAAGCAAGCCCUAAGGCUUGCGAUUGAGACGUCUGGAUAACCAGUCUCUUUCUGUCUCUGUGUCUGGUUCUUGCCCCUGCCCUAGCCGGGGGUGGGGUGGGGUGGGGUAGGGGGUGGAUGUGGAUAGUAUUUUUUUUUCCUAUCCACCUCCCCUCCUCUCCCCACUUCAGAUUUUGCUUCUCUUUCUACACAGUAAAAUGUUUACAUCACUUGAUUCUCCUUCUAAUUUAUUAGAACGCAAACUAAGUACAACAGAAAAAAACAGCCUUAUUCAGUAUUCAACCAAUGCUCUGAAAGGACCAGCCUGUCUGGGCUUUUCCUGGCAUUGAGCUGUGAUUCUCUUAGUGUUGUACAUACUGUACCUGCGUUAACCUUACUGAUCGCGUGCGGUCCUGAAUGAGUUUCUGUACUUAGUAUGUGUACUACUAAAUCAUGAGAGAAUGUGCUGGUUUACAUCAUUAAUCUUGUUAUAUUGGCUUCUCUAUGGUGUGUGUGUGUGUGUGUGUGUGUGUGUGUGUGUAUAUAUAUAUAUAUAUAUAUAUAUAUAUAUAUAUAUAUAUAUAUAUAUAUAUAUAUA
This is a messenger RNA of Acipenser ruthenus (sterlet), 4918 nucleotides long. RefSeq names its product peroxisome proliferator-activated receptor gamma coactivator 1-beta-like. The coding region runs from base 611 to 3208 and encodes 865 amino acids. Gene Ontology annotation, cellular component: nucleus. The transcript is spliced from 12 exons. Gene Ontology annotation, molecular function: transcription factor binding; nucleic acid binding. The record is from RefSeq and is a predicted model, not a curated record. NCBI's taxonomy places the organism in Eukaryota, Metazoa, Chordata, Actinopteri, Acipenseriformes, Acipenseridae. Gene Ontology annotation, biological process: positive regulation of transcription by RNA polymerase II.